Molecule: messenger RNA, 669 nt
Organism: Camelina sativa (false flax)
Lineage: Eukaryota; Viridiplantae; Streptophyta; Magnoliopsida; Brassicales; Brassicaceae
Product: small ribosomal subunit protein mS33
Cellular component (GO): mitochondrion
Source: RefSeq, a predicted model, not a curated record
AUACCUGUCCAAAAGCUUUUAUUUUCAUUUUUUUAGUCUUCUCUUCUUCUCAUUUUACAUCUCUCCUUCUUCUUUCGUCGCCGUCGCUACUGUUUCUCUUCUCGCUGGUAUAGAGUCAAGGAAGAUGGCUAGUGGUAGCCUGAAAAGCCUUAUAUCUUCAGCAGUGGGUCGAGGUGUGAACGAAGCGAGAGCCAGGAUUUUCGGGCAUAUGCUUAACCCAACGGGACAGAGAUCUCCUCAUAAGAUAUUAAGGAAGAAGCUUGUUGGUGACAAGGUUGCAGAAUGGUAUCCAUAUGACAUUAAGAAUGAGGAUCCCAAUGUCUUGGCUAGAGAAGAACAAGAGCGGAUAUCAAAGCUUGAGAUGUUGAAGCGUCGUAACAAAGGACCACCAAAGAAGGGUCACGGAAAACGUGCUGCGAAGCGUAACAAGUAGAAGUAAUAACCAUGGCUACAAAAAAAAAACAUUGCACUUUUAGAAUCAGACUCUUCUGGUUGGAUCAGAUAAAACUUUUAAGUAAAAACUUAUCCUACUCAGAAGUUUAAAGCUGCGUUGGUUUUCCAAUAACGUUCAAACGUUACUAUGUUGAGACACACAGUUGAAAGCUAUUUGCUUCUCUUUUCUUACUGUUUUUCUUUAAUCUUUAGACUUCGAUAAACUUUUUUCACCUA